Messenger RNA from Medioppia subpectinata, 825 nucleotides. The record is from the annotation of a GenBank genome assembly. Lineage: Eukaryota; Metazoa; Arthropoda; Arachnida; Sarcoptiformes; Oppiidae.
AUGUCAAGGUAUAUGUAUUACAAAAAGAGAUACCCCUUCCCGGAGGCUCCCAUACAGCUAAUGGCGGGCGCAGUUACACCCAGGAGUGUAGGGCUGGUCGAUGAGGGGGUUAUCAUAGAGAUGUCCAAAUCGGCUAAAUUCUGGUUUAAUCACACAAAGACCAACACUAAUCUCGUAGGUUUGGCCGCAUUUAUAGUAUGUGUAUUUCCCGUCCACUUCGGUGUCAACGACUGGUCACUGUUUCCCAUAUACUUUCCGUGGGGUGUAAUCAACGCACUGAGUAUGCGAUAUGUGUUUAACAUAAGCCACUGGACGUACACUUAUUUCUAUCUGAUUUGUUUCUACCAUAAGGCGCGUAUGAAACAGACCCGGCUUAUGAUCAAUGCCCAGUACGUAAAGUACGGCCGAACAACUGACCAACACGUCUAUUAUCUGAUCAAUACGUUUGCCGGCAUUUAUGCUGAUAUCUCUGAGAAUAAUAGUCGCUUUUUCAAAACGUUCUCGAUCAUUUUUUUGCCCCUAUUUAUGAUUCUACUUGAUUGCACAAUAUUUGCAGUGUUUUUCUCAGAAUUGCCCCUGGUGACCAGAGUUGUCUCGAGUGUCGCCGAAGAGGCGAAGAAAGCUUACAAACCGUUGCAUAAAUUGCAAACAACUUUGAAAACAAAUUCAAACAUUUGCCGGUAUAAGUUAAUGAUAUUCAUCGAGAAAGUGGGCAAAAAGGAUGUGGGCUUUACUUUUGGCUUUUUAUUUAUGUUUACUUAUUUCAAAUCGUAUGAAAUAUUAUCACUUUUGGGCGCCUUUUUCUUUAAAGUCAUGGAAUUAUAA